AGUGCGCUUGGGAAUUUCAAGAAUCCAAUCUGGCGAGAGAUGCUGCUGCAUUAUAUAACCAACACUCCGAUUUCAGUUCCGCAUUCUUAUUCUGCAUUCAGCUCUCAUCAAUCUCCAUUCCAUUUCCGCAAAACUCUUCCUCAAUCAUCUCAUCAUCCUUCUCCAUUAGGACAAUUACAUAAACGUCUACACGUCUGCUCAGGAAUGGAUGCCAUUGGAGUUAGCCUCAAAAAGGAAGUUGCUGUUGGUGUAGAUGCUUCCAUUGAGGAAGAAUAUGUUUCUCUAUCUAAAUUGUAUAAAGAGUUCACAAACAUGUCAACCAUUGAUAAAGCAUGGACCUACAAGUCCCCUAAUGGAAAAGGAUCUCAUGCUACAUUUUCAAUUGGUCAACCGAAUCUUUUUGCAAACAAGAAGAAGAAACUUAUGUUAUCAAGUUUCAUCUCUGAAGAUUCUAAUGGCACUUUACAUGUUCAAUGGUCACCAUUUCCAAUUGAAAUCACAGGUGCAUCUGUAAUGGUUCCCUCUCCAUCAGGGAAAAAGCUUCUUGUGAUACGAAACCCUGAAAAUGAUUCACCCUCUCAGUUUGAAAUUUGGGGCCCACUGCAAUUAGAGAAGGAGAUUCGUGUUCCUCAAUCUGUUCAUGGUUCUGUGUAUGUGGAUGGAUGGUUUGAGGGGAUUUCAUGGAGCUCAGAUGAAAGUCUCAUUGCUUAUGUUGCAGAGGAACCGAGUCUCUGCAAACCAACAUUUAAUGAUAUGGGUUACAAAAAAGAUGUGGGUCCCACAGAUAAGGAUUGUAAUAGCUGGAAAGGUCAAGGGGAUUGGGAAGAGGAUUGGGGAGAAACCUAUGCAGGAAAAAAGCAACCUGCUCUAUUUGUCCUUAAUAUUGACAGUGGAGAUGUUCGUGCUGUAGAUGGGAUUGGGAGGUCAUUGAGUGUGGGACAAGUUGUAUGGGCUCCAACAACAAAAGGGUCCGGGUCCGGGUCCCAUCAAUAUCUAGUUUUUGUCGGGUGGCCCUCUGACACUCGAAAGCUUGGAAUGAUAUACUGCUUCAAUAGGCCAUGUGCAUUGUAUGCAGUAAAGGCUCCCUUAUUUGGAACAGAAAUCAAAGAAAAUGCUAUAAAUGAUGUUUCCGUCAUCAAUCUUAGUCAAAGCACAAGCAGUGCUUUCCUCCCACGGUUCACUCCAGACGGAAAGUUUCUUGUGUUUUUAUCUGCUAAAAGUGCUGUAGACACUGGAGCACAUAAUGCUACAAACUCUCUUCAUAAAAUUGAAUGGAACAGUGAAGGAGAACCAAGUCCAGCCAAGAUCCUUGAUGUGGUUCCUGUGGUGAUGUGUCAUGAAGAUGGUUGUUUCCCUGGGAUCUACUCUCAUAAUGCUCUGAGUAAACCAUGGCUUUCAGAUGGAUCCACAAUGAUUAUAUCCUCCAUUUGGGGAAGCAAGGAAGUAAUAAUUUCUGUGAAUGUGUUAAGUGGGAAAGUUUCAAGAAUCACUCCCAGCGAUUCAAAUCAAUCAUGGAGUUUACUUUCACUUGAUGGAAACAACAUCCUUGCUGUAUGUAGCAGCCUAAUAGACAUCCCUCAGAUCAAAUAUGGUAGUCUAGCUAAGGACGAAUCAAAAGACGCCACCUGGCAUUGGCAGGAUGUUUCAACCCCAACAUCUGAAAGUCAUGAGAAAGUCAAAUCUUUACUUUCAUCUCUUCAAUUUGACAUACUGAAGAUUCCUGUCAAGAAUGUCCAAGAAAAUCUCACAAAAGGUGCCAAUAAACCUUUUGAAGCAAUAUUUGUAUCCUCAAAAUCAAAGCAUGAGGCUUGUGACCCAAUGAUUGUAAUCCUUCAUGGGGGCCCACACACUUCUUUGUUGUCAAGCUUCUCAAAGUCCUCUGGUUUUCUUGCUUCAUUAGGAUACAGUUUGUUGAUUGUAAAUUACAGAGGUUCACUUGGAUUUGGUGAAGAAGCACUACAAUCACUUCCAGGGAAAGCCGGAUUGCAGGAUGUAAACGAUGUCCUCACAGCAAUAGAUCAUGCCAUUGACAUGGGGCUUGCAGACCCCUCGAAAAUAACCGUGGUCGGUGGGUCCCACGGUGGUUUCUUAACAUCUCACUUGAUUGGUCAGGCACCCGAUAGAUUUGUUGCAGCUGCUGUGAGGAACCCUGUGUGUAAUCUUGCUUUAAUGGUGGGCACAACAGAUAUUCCUGAAUGGUGUUUUGUGGAGUCGUUUGGAAGCAAAGGGCUUUCUACCUAUACAGAAGCCCCAUCACCUCAACUCCUCAAAUUAUUUCAUGAUAAAUCCCCUAUUUCACAUCUUCCAAAGGUGAAAACUCCAACACUUUUCCUAUUAGGUGCUAAAGAUCUUCGUGUCCCCGUUUCAAAUGGAUUGCAAUUUGCAAGGGCAUUGAAGGAAAAAGGAGUUGAAGUGAAAGUAAUUGUUUUUCCUGAAGAUACACAUGCUAUUAGCCGACCACAAUCGGAUUUCGAAAGCUUUGUUAAUAUUGGAGUUUGGUUCAAGAAGUAUUGCAAGAAAUAAGGUGGGGUUUCAUUGGAGAACAAUUGCUAUGUAAUGAUAUAUUUUUGUUUUGAAAAAAAAACCAUUUUAAAAAUAAUUUAAAGGCAAAUUUGAUGAAAAUGAUACUCAUUGGAAA
This is a messenger RNA of Lactuca sativa (garden lettuce), 2638 nucleotides long. Its product is annotated as acylamino-acid-releasing enzyme. Lineage: Eukaryota; Viridiplantae; Streptophyta; Magnoliopsida; Asterales; Asteraceae. Gene Ontology annotation, molecular function: serine-type endopeptidase activity. The record is from RefSeq and is a predicted model, not a curated record. Gene Ontology annotation, biological process: proteolysis.